Molecule: messenger RNA, 3867 nt
Organism: Trichobilharzia regenti
Lineage: Eukaryota; Metazoa; Platyhelminthes; Trematoda; Strigeidida; Schistosomatidae
Source: the annotation of a GenBank genome assembly
AGUGAGACAGUGAGAGAGAGAGAGAGAGACAGUGUGUGACUGUGAGGAAGACUCAGACUGCACAUAAUACGAUUUAUUCAUUUGUGGAGAAGUUGACCAUUUGGAUUUCUGAGCUUAUUUUGAUUCUCUUCGUAUGGAAUACAAUACACACAUAUUAUGUCAAAAAGCUAACUAACCUGUCAUAAUUGAAAUUGAGUUCAGCUGAUCUCAGCUAAAGGAUUUAACGUAUAUAUUACAAUAACGUACAAAGUAGAAGAACAAAUCACAGGAUCAUUAAUAGUAUCAAAAACGAAGUCAACGGAGAAUUAACAAAAAUUAAAAAAAAAAUCACCACAACGAAACACUAGGUGGUGAUGUACACAUUAUCCACAACUGCUAAAGUCUACUUUCUAAUACACUGUGCAUGGGAGUAUGGAUAAAACUCUAUAUAGGAAUCUUUUCGUGUAUAUUACACUAACGAUGUAAUAAUAACAAUAAUAAUAAUAAUAACAACUAUAUUUGAAAACUUUAUUCUAUUUAUUCAGUGAUUGUUAUUCACAGUGAAAGAGUUUGAGUAAGCGACAAAGACACAGGGAGAGACAGAGAAGAAGAAGAAGACCCAAUAAUUUGCAUAGACCCAAUUGAAUAAUACACCAGCUAAUAUUUAAAACAGAUUAAAACAAAAGGAGAUCCGAUUGUUCAAUAUUCAAUACCUAUUCAAUUGUCAAUACCUAAUCCACUGAUUAAUAACUUAUUAUUAUUAUUAUUAUUAAUUUCAAACAAAACAAGUAAGAUCUAUUGAUCUAAUUCAUGUUCAAUUCCCAGUGGACGUUAUCAGAAGUAUCAUUAUUGUCAGUUGCAAUAAAUUCCUUACAACUGUUUUCACUUUUAUCAGCACUAUUAUUAUUAUCCUUAUUGUUACUAAUUGUAUUUCAUUGCUUUAAUCACUCGUAUUAUUAUUAUUACUACUGUCAUCAUCUAUAUACACGGACAUUUAGCCAUUUUAUCUAUCUACUGCAAUCAUUAUCAUUGUCAUCAUUAGCACUGUCAUUCACAUGGAUUCCGUCUUUGUCAAUUCAUCCGAUUUACAUCCUCUUCUGGAGAUUUAUAGAUCAAGUUCACAGGGAAUUAAUUAUUUGGAUCAUUAAUUCAUAUAAUUUAGUGUUAAAUUGUGUAAAAGUAUGGAAUUUAGACAAUAAAUUGCUGACAGCACUUCUGCUGAAUCAUGGGAAUAAUUAUACUACUACUACUAGUAAUAUCAAAUCUGUGAGUAGUACAGCUAAAACACAAACAUAUACUACUUAUUUCAGUCAUGGAAUGAAUAAGGUAUUUGUAUUCUAUCUUGGAUUAUUAAUAUUUCAUGGAUUAAUAUGUGAAAGAGUUAUUGUUAACAGUCGACCGUUACAAGAUGGUGUGGAACGUCGUUAUGGGGAAUUAAAUUUACGCCCAUCUAAAUCAUCAUCAUUAUCACAACAAAAGAUACCAAAAGUUGUUAUGCCACCGUAUGAUCUUGGAUUUAGAGGUCAAAAAACAGAGGAUAUGAACAAAGUAAGGUCACCAUCAUUAUCAUCCUCAUCAUUUAACGAUGCCAGUGGUAAGUUUGACAAUAUGCGAGGAUUUCAGUCAGACGAGACGUAUGAUGGAAAUGCUCAGUCGUAUUUUCUUUCACCAGCUGCUUCAGCAUCAUUAUAUCAAGGUCGGCGAAAUCCACGUUAUCAGAGAGUUAAUCGUGAUAACUUUAAGAAACAAAACACCAAUUUUAACAAUAAUGAUGAUGAUGUUAAUAAUAAUAACAAUGAUGGUGGACAAUUAUAUUUUGAUACAAAAAUACCCAUAGAUAAUCAAAAGCCAAGAUCUUAUCGACAAUCUCGACCACAAUCCCCAAUGUCAAUAGCUUCUAUUAAAGAGAUAAAUGAUCCAUCCGAUUAUAGAAGAGUUAAUCUUGCCCCAUCUCAACCUUUUCCUUCCCCCAUUCAGCAAUACCAACAACAACCACUCCGACCUUCGUAUUCAUCGUAUAAUCCCCGCCGGUCGAUGAACAGUUUCCCUGAUCCUUUAUUUAUGUCUGAACAGGAAACAAGCUAUGACGGUAAUGAUGCGCAAUUUCCUCAGCAAGAUAACCAAUGGGGUAAGAUAAGUAAUCCAUAUCAGCGUCAAAUGACAUAUGAUGGGAAUACCGGCUAUAUGAAUCGUGAGAAUCCUUCUGUAUGGUAUCCUGUAUCAUAUCAAAAUCUUAAUGAUCAAUUAGAAAAUCCAUCACAAUAUGAAAAUCUUCAUCAACAGAUUCAACAACCUUCAGGCAUUAACUCUUAUCAACCCUUUAAUAUUCCAAACAAUAAAAUUAUCAGUCAAAAUGUUAAUCCUAAUGCUAACGCUAAUGCUAAUGCUAAUAAUAAUUAUGGUCGUAUAAAUGCGAAUAGUGAUCAAUUGUCGUAUUUCAAAGAGAUACCAGAUAUUCAAUUAUCCUAUCUUAUUAAUCAAUAUCAAAUGGAGUUAUCUCGUCGACGAAAUGAGCGUGGUUAUCGCCAGGGGAACGCUUAUUACAGCCAACCAAUUGAUCCUGAACCUAUUUAUUCUCCUGGGUAUUAUCCACAAGAUCAUGGUCUUCAUUUGUCUGGAUCAAAAAGUCAUGACAAAGUUAUUCAACGAUUUAACAGUUUAGCCGGUCAGCGAUUAGAAGCUGGUAUUGAUGAAUUCUUCGAUGAACUUGAUCAUAAUAGGAAUGGAGUAAUUACACUGGAUGAACUUCGUAACUAUUUAUUGCUGCAUGAAGUACACUUUGCACGUUGACAAUGCCCUCUAUUAGUAAUAAUAAUAAUAAUCAUAAUUAUACUAAAACGAUGAGUUUAUGUAUGCGAAAUUCAUACAAUAAUCAUACAUACAUACAUCAAAACUGGAGAUUCAAUGAGGUCAGUAUACCAGUACUUGAAUUUCUCUCUGAAUGUGUCUGAGCAGUUUUAUCUUUGAUACAUAUAGAGAGAGAGAUAUCAAUGUCAUACAAAUUAUUCAUUUAAGAUUAUUGUCAUUCCGUAUUCUUAUUUAUGUGUGUACAUCAUGUAUAAUCUUGUAUUUCAAUUUCCCUCUCUUUUCUUUUUUCCUUCUUUCUUUCUCUCCUAAUGCGUAUACCUCAUUAUACAUACAAAUAGACAAAGCCUUUUCACUUGCCUAUUAUGAAUAUGUUUCAGUGUCAUUAUUUCUGACUAUUACUCACAACACCUAUUUAUUAACUUCCCUUUAAAAAUUUCUUCUAUCUUCCCCUGAAGAAGGAUAAUAUAUGAACAAACUUGAGUACUCUAAAAAGGAGAUAUACAAUAAUAGUCCAUUAUAUUAUUAUUUCAUUAUUAUAUAUUUACACUUGCCUUCAUUACGUUUUUUUAUUAUUAAAAUUGUUAACUUUAUCCCGUUUCCCAACAUCGCUCCUCUCCGCUUCAACCCAACACCCCACAUCGACCAACCCACUUUAUUCUUAUUCCAUUAUCUCUUAUAUUCAUAAGUAACAUAGGCUGCAGGAUAAACAGUGAAUCAGCGUGUGCGUGCGCGCGCUUUUCACAGCUGUUAACACCUUUAGGUAUAGCACAUACACAUAUCUGUGUUCUUGUCUGUGUGUGUGUGUUUGUGUGCGCGCGCUCGCUCGCCUGUGUGCUUUUAAGUGUUGUAUGCAUACUCACAUUAUAUAUAUAUGAUGGUCAUUUCAUCAUCAAUCAUUCAGUUGAUAACUUGGUUUUUGAAAAGCUCUUCUUUUUUUAAAUGUCUUUGCUUUACUCUUUUCCAUUAAUUUAUAAUGAUGCUGAUGACACCAAACACACAAACUAAAAUGAUUAAAAAGUGAUACGUUUUUGUUUUGCUAAAUGAAAGUUGAUUUGAGUUCUUGACUUUGUAAUAAUAAUG